AAGGGAUACAUGAAAACAAUUGAACCCAAUGAGCAAUGAAUUGGACGUCAUAUGCUUGUAGAAAGUUUAAGUGUUUUGCGCGUAGCAAUAAAGCAAUUAACUAUAGAUCUUGAUUUAUGCCUUUGCUCUCUGUGUAUAUAAGCCAGGUACCAUGCCCUCCUCUCUCUAGUAGAUCUGAUCUUUUAAUCAAGAAUCAAAUCAAAAUUGCAAUCACACAAAAUGUUUAGACUCUUGAGAAGAACUACAAUUACAAGAUCCAUUGCCUACACCGGCAGACCAACCAUGGGUUACCGUCCUUACUCAAUCAUUGACAGUGCAAAAAAAAUAGCCGACGACAUCAACAAGGCAGUUGGUAAGGCCGCAGCCAACACCAUUGAAUCUGCAGAGGACACCGCUGAUGCUGUCAAGGGUAAAGCCGAGGAAGUCACCGAGAACAUUAAGGAUAAAGCUCAAGAAUUGAAGGAUAAUACACAGGAAAAGGCCGAGGAAUUUGCUGAAAGUGCAAAGCAAAAGACUAAUGAAGUGGCUGCAGAUGCUAAGGACAAGGCCCAGGAUCUCAAAUCUGAUUUGAAAGAUGAGGCUAAGGACAAAGAUCUUGACGAAAAGGCUGACCAAGUUAAGGACAGCGUGAAAGAAGGUGUUGAUAAGGCCGCUGAUAAAGUCAAAGAUGCUGUCAAUUAAGCUAUAUUUCCUCCUCAUAUUAAA
Molecule: messenger RNA, 705 nt
Organism: Williopsis jadinii
Lineage: Eukaryota; Fungi; Ascomycota; Saccharomycetes; Phaffomycetales; Wickerhamomycetaceae
Exons: 1
Coding region: 220-681 (153 amino acids)
Source: RefSeq, a predicted model, not a curated record